Messenger RNA from Anguilla rostrata (American eel), 1149 nucleotides. RefSeq names its product trafficking protein particle complex subunit 1 (gene trappc1). Gene Ontology annotation, biological process: endoplasmic reticulum to Golgi vesicle-mediated transport. The record is from RefSeq and is a predicted model, not a curated record. The transcript has 5 exons. Bases 163 to 600 code for a protein of 145 amino acids. Lineage: Eukaryota; Metazoa; Chordata; Actinopteri; Anguilliformes; Anguillidae. Gene Ontology annotation, cellular component: TRAPP complex.
AUCACUCAGCACUGUUACUUAACACAAGCUGUUGGAUAUAAUAUAUCUAUCUUGGUACUGGUCUAGUCUACGACUUUGACAGCUAAAUGUUAGCUAGCUGUACUGGCAAUGGAGAAGACACCACCGCUAUGGUGGUAGCGAUAGAGAAACAGGAAGGCUGAGAUGACUGUCCACAACCUGUACAUCUUUGACCGAAAUGGUAGCUGUCUCCAUUACAGCGAGUGGAAUCGGAAGAAGCAGGCUGGAAUCUCCAAGGAGGAGGAGUAUAAACUGAUGUAUGGGAUGCUGUUCUCCAUACGCUCUUUCGUCAGCAAGAUGUCUCCUCUCGACAUGAAGGAUGGUUUUCUGGCUUUCCAGACCAGCCGCUACAAACUUCACUACUAUGAGACGCCCACUGGGGUGAAGAUAGUGAUGAACACUGACCUGGGCGUGCCCAACUGCAGGGACGUCCUGCAUCAGAUCUACAGCACGCUGUAUGUGGAGUACAUAGUGAAGAACCCGCUGUGUCCUCUGGGGGAGACUCUGCAGAGCGAGCUCUUCAGCAGCAGACUGGAGUCCUUCAUCAGAGCUCUGCCUUUCUUCAGCGCUCGCGCUGGCUGAAGGAGGGAGGACGAGCAGGAAGCGGAAGGAUAAAAAAGCUGAUGAAGAGAGAGAGGUGCGCUGGGAAUUCCAAACUGCUCGCACCCUCGCCUCCUACUACCCUGUGCGAUCCGUGAGCUGUGAUUUUCUGUGAGUGAGAACUGUGAGUGACGGGAUGUAUUGGAAGCAGAGGGUAGUAGGGAGUGAAGGACCGAGGGGUUUGGAGGGAGGGAGUGAGGAAGAGAGACACGGUGGGUGAACUGUGGAUUUACCAGUGGGAAAAGACUCUUGUGGUGUGGUGGGGGGGGGGGGGGGGGGGGGGUGGUUGUCAUUUCUUAAACACAUGACGUUGACAAAUGCACACAUACGCGUUGUCUUACACUGAUGGAGGGACUCGAUGGACAUGGUGUGAAAGUGACACACAGAUUGACACACGUACACAAUGACAAAGUGAAACACCGAGCCAGUUGAACUGACUGGCACUCACGGAUUUGCAGAGGCAUACUGUUUGUACUUAUUUAUUUUACAUGCCCUCCUCCCCAAAAACAUUAAAUAAAUAUGUAAAAUACA